CCGCAAGCACUCGCUCAGAGCCAUGCUCAUGCGCAUUGACGGCUGCCUGGGCAAUUUGUCAGUACUCGUGGGAGAAUUUGGAUAUCCCCAUUUUUAACAUGGAUGAGUCUAAAAAUGCUACAAAUGCAGCUACAAAUGCAGCAACCCCUGAUUUUGAUGUGUAUGGUGCCAUGGACUGGAAAGAUGGUGUUGGAACCCUAACUGGGAGUGAGCUGAAGGUACACAUCACCACAACAGCUGAAAAGUUUAAGGUGAAUGAGUUUGGAGUCUUGGAGGUCCUAACAGAGGAGGGAGAAGAUGAGAGUGUGAAGAAAGCUCAUGCCACCAUUACAUGGGCAGUGCCCACUGCUCAGGAGGACAGUGCUGCGGUAGCCGUGAAAGAGAUAGAGGAGAUGCAGGAGGGGCAGUGGGCCCAGAGAGGCCUGGUGUGCGUGCGCUGCCAAAGGAAGGGCUCCCCCGUGGACUUCAUGUCUGAUGGCCUCCACUGCAGUGAGCGCUGUCUGCAGCAGGACCAGCAGGAUGAGCUGAAGCUAAAGAAGGAGGUUUCGAAGAGUAAUGGGGAGGUGGUGGGGGUCAGCCGUAAGAGGUCUUUGCAGCAGUACAAGAUGGACACCCCAGAGGUCCCGCCUGAGGACGAUGAUGAAGUCUAUGAGGAGAAAGACAGCAGGAAGACGACCCGUGGCGCGCCGCGAGGCAGGAGGAAACGGAGGGGGGACGCAGGCCUACUGAGACACACUGUUCCAUAUGGAGGGAAAAAGAAGUCUUGGUGUUGGGCCUCAUAUCUGGAGCAGGACAAAGCCAUUGCUGCCCCCACUAAACUGUUCAAAGAGCACCAGGCCUUCCCCCAGAGUAAGAAUGGAUUCCGGGUGGGAAUGAAGCUAGAGGGAGUGGAUCCAGAGCACCCCUCCAUGUACUGUGUGCUCACUGUAGCUGAGGUUUCAGGACACAGAAUACGGCUUCACUUUGACAAGUACUCCGACUACUAUGACUUCUGGGUGAAUUCCAACUCUGCAGACAUUCACCCUGUGGGAUGGUGUGAGAAAACAGGACACACGCUUCACCCCCCCAAAGGUUUAAAGGAUGAGGAGUUCAGCUGGUUGUCGUAUAUCAAGCUGAGCAAAGCCCAGGCAGCUCCCAAGGCCCUGUUUGAGAAUCAGAACACGACUGUCACUCCUUUAGGAUUCAGAAUUGGGAUGAAGCUGGAGGCCAUUGACAAGAAGAACCCCUCCUUCAUCUGUGUUGCCACAGUAACAGACAUGGUGGACAGUCGAUUCCUGGUGCACUUUGAUGACUGGGACGAGAGCUACGACUUCUGGUGUGAUGCAACCAGUCCAUACAUCCACCCAGUGGGCUGGUGUCAAGACAACGACAGGAUUCUCACCAAGCCUCCAGGUUACCCCAAUGUCAAGAAUUUCUCCUGGGGAAAGUAUCUGGAGGAGACCCACUCGUCACCGGCUCCUGCCAGGGCUUUUAAAGGGAAACCCCCCCACAGUUUCCAGCCACUCAUGAAGUUGGAGACGGUGGACAAGAGGAACCCCAUGCUUGUCAGAGUGGCCACCGUGGUGGACACUGAUGACCACAGGGUCCAGAUCCAUUUUGAUGGCUGGACGGAUGAGUAUGACUACUGGGUGGACACAGACAGUCCAGACAUCCACCCUGCGGGCUGGUGUGCUAAGACAGGCCACCCCCUCCAGCCCCCGAUCAGUCCACAGGAGCUGUUUGAGUCGUCUGAGCAGGGCGGAUGUCCCACCCCAGGGUGUAAAGGUGUGGGCCACAUCAAAGGAGCCCGCUACUCUGGCCACCACAGUGCGGUGGGAUGCCCAUACUCUGACAUCAACAUCAACAAGGACUCAGUGCUGCCAGACCGUCUGAGUGGUGAGAUGCCAGGGUCAGGAGGACUGGGGCGACCCCGACGGGCAGAACCCAACCCAGAUAUCAUCCCAGCUCCAGCUCUCACUGCAGACAAGCACUUAAGCGCCAACCCAAAUCACCUGGACAAGCCUGGCAGGGGCGAGAAGGCUGGCAUCGGGGUGGCGAGUGCCAUGGAGCGGUCAAUCAAGAAACCCGCCGGCACAGAGCCAAAAAGGAGGGUUGGGCGGCCAUGCAAACAGAGGAAGGUCGAGGAGCCGGUGGAGGAAGAAAUGGAGAGUGAGGUGUCAUGCAUAAUGGAAACCAAAGUAGAGCUGACACUACAGCAAGCCCUUCACCAGUCAGUGUUCAUGCCAUGCACCUCGCCAUCCCCUAGCAGCUCUCCUUUCUGCUGGGACCAGCACAGCAAGCUACUUCCCACUGUGGCUGGCAUCACUUCAAGCAAAGUGGCUUCAUGGACAGUGGAGGAGGUGAUUGAGUUCAUCCAAGGUCUUCCAGGCUGUAGGGAACACGUGCACACUUUCAGAGACGAGGAGGUCUACAGACAAAGAUGUGAAGCACAAAGAACCGUCCUUCCCAGCGGAUGCAUCUCAUGCGAACCGAAUUGCACAAGCUCUUCUUCUUUUUUUUAUUUUUAAGACAACCACAUUGCAUACUGAGAAUCUCCAAUAGGAAUCUCCAAUAGGAUUGUCAUUUUCAUAUUUUUUUUUAUAUUCGUGUUGGCGCGGUGCCACGAAGCUGUUCGAUCUACUUAAAAACUGAAUCUGGAAAUGCAGAGGACUAUGAGUUUAUCACCCUUCAGAUUUCCUUUAGUGCAUCACAAUCAAGCAACUUUUCAUCAUGUAGAAAGUGCCAUCUGCACGGGGGGUCUCUGGUAUUAUAGAAGAUGAUUGGCUUUAGCUGUUCCAGUCUCUCUGGAAUGCCGACGUCAUACAGGUCAAGAGAAAUGAAUACAUUCAUGAGAAAGUAAUCAUGAUUUUUGAUCCUUGUCACUUCUGUCUGUCUGAUGGGUUGGGGGUGCUGCAGGAGAAGGCUGUAUAUUUCAACCGAGAGGGGAAAGGGAUUUUUAUUCUCUCACCAAACCAACAGGGGCACCCUACUGUAAUAAUUCAAUGCACCAGGCCCUGCAUUUAAUUUCCCCAUGGUAAAUGCCCCCAACUCUUAUGUUUUAUGGAUAGCAAUACACAGUACCUGUAUAAAGACCAACGUGGGUCAUCUUGGUCUGUUUUCUUUCUCCUGUGUACUGUACAGUCACCUCAUCAGUACUGCUCAGGCCCUCUGGAGCAGUGACAAGUGUCUGUUUACAGUACUUUAAUGUACCAAACCCAGGGAACGGGUUUGGUUGAUUGAAUGAAAUAUAAAACAAAAGGCUAUCUAUAUGGACAUGGGUAUUUCUUCAUGUGGACAAUUGUUCACUAUUGUUGAUUUAUGUACUGCAAUUGUUAAAUAUAAUUGAAUAGGUACGUUGCUGAUAAUCUCAAAUAGCAUACUUAGUGUUCUUUAAAUAACGUUGACUGUAAAUGUGCUAUUUCAAUUUGCUUUGCCGACGCCUAAAGAGAACAAAAUGCCGGUUUAUGUUUUGCUGUUAUUUAUUUAUUUAAAUCUCAUACCGGUGGGUGAGACUGCUGUGUGCAGAAUUAUGCAAAAUAAUGUAAAUGGGGAAAGAGCUUGCUAUUUCUGAAGCUAAUAUAAUGAUGAAGCCUUUAAUUCCACCUGCAUUGACUCACAAAUAAAUACAACGAGAAGUACA
Molecule: messenger RNA, 3619 nt
Organism: Oncorhynchus mykiss (rainbow trout)
Lineage: Eukaryota; Metazoa; Chordata; Actinopteri; Salmoniformes; Salmonidae
Source: RefSeq, a predicted model, not a curated record